Messenger RNA from Exophiala dermatitidis NIH/UT8656, 2730 nucleotides. Its product is annotated as SCY1-like protein. The record is from RefSeq and is a predicted model, not a curated record. Gene Ontology annotation, biological process: protein phosphorylation. Gene Ontology annotation, molecular function: protein kinase activity; ATP binding. The coding region runs from base 1 to 2730 and encodes 909 amino acids. The transcript has a single exon. NCBI's taxonomy places the organism in Eukaryota, Fungi, Ascomycota, Eurotiomycetes, Chaetothyriales, Herpotrichiellaceae.
AUGUUUUCAUCCGCCUUCAAGUCCUUCUCGUCCAACAUCACAUCGAACUAUGAGAUCUCUAAACAACCCUCGGCCACUGUGGGAGUCUGGACUGUCUUUGACGCGAAGAAGAAAAGCACUGGUAUCCGAGCGUCAGUCUUCGUUUUUGAGCGGAAAUCUUUGGAAGCUGGCAGCAGUGGAUUUGGUACACGCGCUACUAGCGCCACGUCCCUGAGAAAGGCCCAAGAUGAAGUUGUUGAACGGCUGAAGAAGGAGGCUAGCAGCCUUGCUCGGCUCCGCCAUCCGUCCAUUCUGCAGCUGGUCGAACCGGUUGAAGAGACUCGAAAUGGCGGGCUCAUGUUUGCGACCGAACCAGUUUUAUGUUCACUAUCUGCCGCUUUAGCACAAAAAGAUGCAGCCGGCAGCAGAGCUGGUAGAGGCAUCUCGAGGUCCCUGUCAGACGAUGGUGUUGCCUCUCGAGCACUUCAAGAUGUUGAAGUUGAUGAACUUGAGAUCCAAAAGGGCCUCCUUCAGGUUGCUAAAGGCCUUGAAUUCUUGCACGACUCUGCCAAACUGGUCCAUGGAAACCUGACUCCUGAUGCUAUCAUGAUCAAUGCCAAAUCAGACUGGAAACUGUCAGGCCUCAGUUUUGCGGGGCCUCCAGACGGCGCCGAAGGACAUCAGUCUGUCCCGCAAAUCUCACUCUCUGAAGCACUCUACCACGACCCGAGGCUGCCACGAGCGGUACAAUUGAAUCUUGACUAUGCGUCACCCGAUUUUGUGCUUGAUUCAAACAUAAAUUACUCCGCCGAUAUAUUCUCACUCGGCCUUGUCAUUCUGGCUUGCUAUAGGCGUCCUCACCGCUCGCCGAUCGAGACCCAUGGCAAUCAAUCCACCUACAAGAAGAUCUUUAGCAGUUCUUCAACUGUGCCAUCCAGUAGCAACAACUAUCUUUCUGACAAGCCUCUUCCACGCGAGCUGAACGUGACCCUGCCACGAAUGCUUGCUAGACGACCUGCUCAGCGUUUGACAGCCAGCGAGUUCCAACAAUCGGAAUACUUUGACAAUAUUCUCGUCAAUACCAUCCGGUUUCUAGACGCCUUGCCAGCAAAGACCCCUGCGGAGAAGUCACAGUUCAUGAAAGGACUCGGUAGAGUCAUGCCCCAGUUUCCGCCUUCUGUGUUAGAGAAGAAAAUUCUGGGAGUUCUCCUGGAUGAAAUGAAAGACCGAGAACUACUGCCAUUGAUCAUGCAAAACAUCUUCCAGAUCAUCAAGGCCAUUCCCUCGGGCAAGGACGUUGUCUCAGACAAAGUGCUUCCUCGUAUGAGAGACAUAUUCCUCACAAAAUCAAAGUCGGAGGAAAGGGACAGCAGCAAGGAGGCCGCUCUACUUACAGUGCUCAAUAACAUUCAGCUACUUGCCGAUAAUUGUUCUGCAAAACAAUUCAAGGACGAUGUCCUGCCAAUUAUUCACGUCGCCAUGGAGUCUUCUACCCACUCUCUCACUGAUGCUGCCCUUCAGAGCCUGCCGGCGGUAUUGCCGCUCAUCGACUUUUCCACAGUCAAACAUGACCUGUUUCCGGUCGUGGCAAACGUGUUCAGCAAGACAAAUAGUCUGAGUAUCAAGAUCCGCGGACUGGAGGCGCUUGGCGUGCUCUGUGGCGUGCCCACUGGUCAGACAGAGACAGGUGCAGAAGAUUUCUCUGGCUCCAACCAGCAGGAGAGAAAAGAUAAGGUUGUGUCGAGCCUGGACAAGUUCACCAUGCAGGAAAAGGUCGUCCCACUUUUGAAAGCAAUCAAGACCAAGGAGCCUGCAGUCAUGAUGGCAGCUCUCAGAGUGUUCCGCCAGAUCGGAACUGUUGCCGACACUGAAUUCUUAGCUCUUGAAGUCAUGCCUAUACUAUGGAACUUCGGCCUGGGACCUUUGCUGGAUUUGACACAGUUCAAGGCAUUCAUGGACGUCAUCAGGUCUUUCUCGGCUAGGAUAGAGAAGGAACAGAUUCGGAAAUUACAAGAGCUAUCCUCGACCCGACCUGCAGACAUUCGAACGUCGACGACAGCCCUGCCUUCAAUCAGCAACGGUAUGCCGCGUGGUGCUUCCCCCGCUGGCCCAGAGGACGACUUUGAGAAGCUCGUGCUGGGCAACAAGAAUAAUGAAAGGAACGACGUGUUUGCUGGUGCUUUGUCGGAAGGAGAAAAAUUAACUCCAAAUCCUCCAUCCUUCUCGUGGUCUCCAGUCGCUGGAAGCAACAGGAAUGCGGCUUCAGCUCCAGGUCUGGCGUCUUUGCCAGCGCUUCAGCCUCACCCAGCCUCACGUUCGAUAACUCCUGAUGUCAGCAUGUCAACGUUUCCAACUCUGCAACCUGCGCAGCAUUCUUCUGCAUCGGUCUGGGCAUCGUCUUCUCCGCCUGCUAAGCCUGUACACAACCAGAGCCAUGUAUUUCCACCGCCGACUUACGUCUCCAGUCCUCCGCCCGUAAGCUCACCUCCUCCAGCACCAGCCAAUCCAUGGGCGCUUCCUCCACCUCCGAACUCGCAGAGUCGUAACGCAGGUUUCGCUGCGAGCAUCGCUCCACCUCCUCAAAAUAACGUAACAGGCAACGUAUGGCAACAGUCGAACCACAGCUUUGGAAUGGCCUCGACCGCCGGAGUCGGCGGCUCGAUGAACGUCCUGCAGCCCCAAACCAAAUUGCAACAACAGCCGCCUCCACAGCAGAAGACCGGGUUAGAUAAGUACGAAUCUCUGCUGUGA